This is a messenger RNA of Pararge aegeria (speckled wood butterfly), 865 nucleotides long. Its product is annotated as class E basic helix-loop-helix protein 22-like. Bases 99 to 680 code for a protein of 193 amino acids. Lineage: Eukaryota; Metazoa; Arthropoda; Insecta; Lepidoptera; Nymphalidae. The record is from RefSeq and is a predicted model, not a curated record. Gene Ontology annotation, molecular function: protein dimerization activity. The transcript is spliced from 4 exons.
CACUACUCCAGCCAGUAUUAUGUGUUUUUAAAUUGUCAUAGGCAACUUUUUUUUACCUUAACGGACCUUUUUAGUGUUAUGUGCUAGUUUCUUUUACAAUGGAGGGGCGGAGGACUUGGGAAGGAGUGCCUGUGGGCGAAUCGCACUCUCCUCCGCAGUCGGUGCCGGGUAGACGGACUCCGCUGGGUGCUGUCGGCCUCGGCGGCUUUUAUAUGCAAGGAGGCCAGCCUCCGCCUCCACAACAUUGCUAUCCCACUGAUGAAAAUCAGCCGGAACCAGGCACGAGCUAUGGCCAAAGGGCUCUUGGGGAUGGAAAAUCUAAACAGAAAAUAAGACAAGGAAAAACCGUGCGGCUUAACAUAAACGCGCGAGAACGAAGAAGAAUGCACGAUUUAAACGACGCCCUAGAUGAACUUAGAAGCGUGAUACCUUACGCCCACUCACCCUCCGUGCGGAAGUUGUCCAAAAUAGCCACACUGCUGUUAGCUAAAAAUUACAUCCUUAUGCAGGCCAGCGCACUUGAGGAACUGCGAAGGUUAGUAGCUUAUCUGCAAGGAACAGCAACCGCGGCAGGUAUAGUACCACCACCUGGGUUCGACCUGGCUGGGUUACCGGCUGCCGCAAAGCUUCUACAGCCACCGACCUCGGGACCUCCCGCUCCUCCAGAUCCACCGUCUUAACCAUAGAAACAGCUAAUAAGUCAAUACAUAAAUAUCUUAAGAUAAUUAGGUAUAGUUUACAGUCAAAUUAGUGUAGGGAUUGGAAAACUACAUUACAGAGCAAUGCAGAAUAUGUAAAUUGUAAAGUUAAUAAUCAUAACAAUGGAGGCGUCAUUAAAUGUAUUUUCCACCGCACAUUAGUUAAU